Messenger RNA from Equus quagga, 2804 nucleotides. RefSeq names its product apolipoprotein L2-like. Gene Ontology annotation, cellular component: membrane; extracellular region. The transcript has 3 exons. Gene Ontology annotation, molecular function: lipid binding. NCBI's taxonomy places the organism in Eukaryota, Metazoa, Chordata, Mammalia, Perissodactyla, Equidae. The coding region runs from base 662 to 1660 and encodes 332 amino acids. The record is from RefSeq and is a predicted model, not a curated record. Gene Ontology annotation, biological process: lipid transport; lipoprotein metabolic process.
GGGAUUUGAAUCAGAAAGCCCUGGCUCUAGCGCUGUUGUGAAAACUUGGGCUAACCUGAGUUUAGGCGAAACCUAAACCUUGUGAUGGUUUCCUCCACUUUAAAACGGGAGCCGCAAUAGCACCCACCGCAUGGAGUGGGGGUGAGUGUCCAGUGAGGGAGCACGUAGGAGCCCCGCACGUCACAGGCACUCAAUCAAUACUAGCCAUUAUCAAUUAGGAAACGCAAAUGUUCCCAAGCUCAGGUAAUUUCCAGAACUUCCCUCCCCAUGUUUUCUUCUCUGUUUGGUUUUACUGCUUCUAUAACUUCUCAGACGGCCGUCUCCUUCUCUGUUUGUCUUCUCUUUGUGCCCCCAAGGACGAUAGGACUCUGACUUGUCUCAGGAAUAAGCUGAAGUGAGGUGAGUACUUUUCCUUCAACAGCAGCGAGCAGAGCCCAGGAGACAGAGACACACUUUGGGUUAAGUGCAUUCUGGCAUUUGCGGCCAUCCCAGAGGGCACCGCUGGAGACCUGGCCCCUCGCUGCUCCCUGUUGCCACAGCUGGCUCACAUUUGACCCCACAAUUUGUUUUCUCUUCCCCAAGGGUGAAGCCACACCUCCUUCCAUCCUGGACGCAGACUAGCAAGCUGUCAGGGAGAACUCUGAGAUCCUGCGGUGACACCAUGACCUCAGAAGCCCGUGGGGUCUCCCCAGAGGGUGAAAAUUUUCUUGAGGAUGUCAUUGAGUAUUUCCGGAACACAGUGAGCAGAGAGGAACUGCAGGAUCUGCUGACUGAUGAGAAUGCCUGGGAGCAACUUGUGGAUGAAGCCAAUUUGUCCAGGGAGGAGGCAGAUGCGCUGCAUGAAGGUCUGAACAAGCUGAACACAGACCAACUGGACAGGGAGAAGUUUCUGAACGAGUUUCCUCGGGUGAAACAGGAGCUUGAGGAGCGCAUCGGAAAGCUCCACGCACUUGCAGACAAGGUUGACAAGGUACACAGGGACUGCACCAUCUCCAACGUGGUGGCCAACUCCACUGGCGCUGUGGCUGGCAUCCUCACCAUCCUUGGCCUGGCUCUGGCACCCGUGACAGCAGGGGUCAGUCUGGCACUCUCGGCAACUGGGAUGGGGCUGGGGGCAGCAGCUGCUGUGACCAGUGUGUCCACCAGCAUCGUGGAAUAUUCAACCAACUCGUCAGCAGAAGCUGAAGCCAGUCGCCUGGCGUUAUUUGACAGCAAUAAAGGGGAGAUAGUUAAGGAAACUCUACUUCACGGCGCUCCCGACAUUGUUUCCAUAUCAAAGAAUUUCAUCGAAGUCGUGGAAAAUAUUGGGAAGAACAUCCGUGCUCUCAAGGUAGUCAAAACCAAACCUCACUUGGUAGACCACGCCAACCGCCUCAUGACUGUUGGGGAGAUCUCAGGCCGAAGGGACAAGCAGGUGAAGAAAGCUUUUGGAGGUACUGUUCUGGCAAUGACCAAAGAAGCCCGGGCCACAAAUGUGGCCACCGUGAGUGUCUCCCUUCUGAUGGAUGUGAUCAGCCUUGUCCAAGAUUCAGUGCAUUUGCAUAAAGGGGCAAAGGCAAACACAGCUGAAGAGCUGAGGCAGCAGGCUCGAGAGCUGGAGGGGAAGUUGGAGGAGCUCACCCAGAUCCAUGACAUGCUGCAACAGGGCCUCAUUCCAUGACCCCAGGGCAGUGCAGGGAGCAGGGGCAUGUGCUGGACAAAGGCUUGGAGGUACUUGUUAGAGGGAAAAAGGGGGCUAGAGAAAGUUUCUGGGACUGGGCGUUGAGGAGUUUGGCAUUUCUGUAGCUGAGCACAGCAGGGAGGGGUUAAUGCAGAUGGCAGGUGGGUCAGAGAGAAAGAAAGAAAGUGGAGCCUGGAAUAAGGGGGGGAGGGGAUUGGGAGUGAGGGGAAUGGGGAGAAACCUUCGAUUUUGCACUAAAGAAGACACUGGGGGCAUGGAUAGAGAGAGAGCUGUGGGGGAAGAAGCAAUGAGAAGGCUAAGAAUACCAGAGCUGGAAUCAAGAGCAAGCUAGAGCGUUAGAAUUGUUGGAAUUUGGAGAAGCAGCCCGGCUCCCCUAUCGACCCUCCCCGUGCUUUGACCUCCCGCCAAGAAUGCAGUCUUUCCCCGUGGUGGUCUUCAGCCCCGCCUUUGCGUGACCAACCCACCUUUGUCUUCCAGCGAGUUCAUCUUAGUUAUGGUACAGGCUCUUGACACCAGCCCUGAUAGCAGUUCCCCUACACUGAACCCAGCAUAUAUGGGGUUGAAACCAAAACCCACCACCCCCGUUCCUGCUUCUGUAGCUCAUCUCACAUGCAAACACCUGUUCCCUUAACCUUUGCCUCCUUGAGCUCUACGACCAAACAGGAGUUACAAGUUGCUAAAGCCCAGGUGGCCUGGAGUUGGAGGCACGGGAAAGUUUAGCUAAUCAUGUGUCCUUGAAGUUUGCCAAGAAAACUGCUGUCUCAGGAAUAUCAAAGAGUGGAGGCUUCCCAGACCUCAGCUCCUCGACUCCCGACGCUCACUUGAACCCACCUCAAUCUGGAAGACAAGAAGGAGAAGGAUGCCCACCUGCCAUCCUCCUAACCCACCAUCCCAUCUCCCCCUGACCCCCAUCUCCCCUCCCCCGCCCUCCCUCCUGCGCCCCACCUCACUACAAGCAGCCUCUCAAGGCCAAAGGCAGGCUGAUGAGAAAACGCUGGCCCGCACAGCUACAUGCGCCUCCUCCCCUUCCCAAAACCCCAAAUAAAAAUCCCUACUUGUUCCUUAUUGGGGAGCUAGCAAUUUUGAGAUGUGAGCCCUUGCUUUACUCCCUGUGCUUGGCAUA